Chenopodium quinoa (quinoa) is the source of this 934-nucleotide messenger RNA. RefSeq lists its product as uncharacterized. Bases 331 to 867 code for a protein of 178 amino acids. The record is from RefSeq and is a predicted model, not a curated record. The transcript is spliced from 2 exons. Lineage: Eukaryota; Viridiplantae; Streptophyta; Magnoliopsida; Caryophyllales; Amaranthaceae.
UUUUAAAGUAAUGCUCAUUUUACUCAAAAUGAGGUAAUACUUGUUUUGUUUCUAAAAAUAUUUUUAUACUUGUUUUAUCAAAGACUUUGAAUUAAGAAGUUAUUAAUGAGUAUUUAUUAUUUUUGGGUAUGAUCGAAUAAAUCAUGACGAUGAGGAAUUAAUGACGAGGUUGAGAGUUCGAAUGAUGAUUAUUGGAGAACAAGCUAAGUGAGAUGAUUAAGGAUGAUCGAAUGAGGUAGUGUUCUUUACCUACACCCUAAUGAUGGAUCUUACUCCAUCAGUGUUGAUAAACUCACUGGAUCAUCCGAUUACAGAUCUUGGAGAAGAUCAAUGGAGAUUGCUCUUUCAACCAAGAAGAAAGUUGGUUUUGUUAAUGGCACAGUGCUCAGAUCUGCUUAUGCUGCUGAUCCAGUCAAAGUAGAGCAAUGGGAUACCUGCAAUUCUAUGGUAAUCUUUUGGAUUCAUGGUUGUUUGUCUGAUACUAUUAAAAAAUUUGUGCUGUUUGUUAACACUUCUAGAGAAACUUGGAUUCAACUUGAAAAAUGUUUCUCUAUUUCUAAUGGUUCCAGAAAAUACAAACUAAAUAAAGAUCUAUACAGUCUGAAACAAAAUGGUAACUCUAUUAAUGUCUAUUUUACAAGCAUGUCUAGUCUGUGGGAAGAAAUAGAUGUUGUGAAUGCAUUGCCUGUUGUUACCGAGUCUAAUGCUAAAAUUAGAUCCUUGUUGAGUGCUAUAUCGAAAUAUCAGGAAGAACAAAAGUUGUUUCAGUUUUUAAAUGGUUUAGAUGAACAUUUUGGAGCUAUGAGGAAACAGUUGCUCAUACUCAUACCCCUAACCACUGUUGAAUCUGCUUGUUCUCUUCUAUAACAAGAGGAGAGUCAGAGAGAGGUGUUACUCUCCCCUAAAUCUGAUCUGGACAUUUCAACUAUGUAUA